GUACGGGUCCUCCGAGGGAGCCUAUGAGCCCGGCUGUGACCCCUCACCCACAAUGCCUCAGCUCCACGACCACGCCCACGCCCAUGAACACGCCGGCGCCCAUGAACAAGCACCUUUGACACCAUCAUCAUCGUCCUCGUCAUCUAACUCGUCAGCUUCAUCAGGAGGACCUGCUUCCUUCGUCAGUCCGUGUAGCGACCGUGUCAACAAUUACGUGUCCCCGGGGUCAGACGCGGGGUCUACUGGUAUCGGUUCCCCUGCGACGGGUUUGUCCUCCGGCGGGGUGUCCAACGUAUCUGGAGGGGAGACUAGUGAGGUCUCCUUCUGCGCCGGGUGUUCCGGACGCAUCAUCGACAGGUUCUAUCUCCGGGCGGUGGAGCUCAAGUGGCACGCGGGGUGUCUGAGGUGCGUCGCCUGUCACACCCCCCUCGACGACGCUGUUACCUGCUUCGCCAGAGACGGACACAUCUUCUGCCGCGACGACUACCACAGGUUGUUCAGCAUGCGGCGAUGUGCACGAUGUUCACAGGCCAUCAGCAGCUCGGAGUUAGUGAUGCGGGCCAGAGAGUUUGUGUACCACGUUCAGUGCUUCACCUGCGCUCACUGUAAUGUUCAGCUGACCAAGGGUGACCAGUUCGGUAUGAGUGGUCCCUUGAUCUACUGCAGGGACCAUUACCAGAUGUCAACAUUACUCGAGAGUGGGUAUGUCACCCCUAUGGGCAUGCCUCCUGGGGCGCUGCCGGGUGCCCCACUGCCCCCUGGUCCCCUGCCCCACCCUCACCAUGGUGUGCACCCCCACCUGCCCCCAGAGAUCCUCCAGGGGUUCCCUCCCCCAGAUCACGGGGCCAAAAUCCAGUAUUACAACGGGGUCGGGACACACCACAAGGGGAGACCGAGAAAGCGAAAGCCAAAAGACGAACCGAUGGACACUAAUAUGAACAUCCCUGGAGGAUAUGACUUAGAGGGUUCCUACGGGCCCUUAGGAACCCCCUGCCAAUCGGUAAGGACGAAGAGGAUCAGAACCUCCUUCAAGCACCAUCAACUGCGUACCAUGAAGGCUUAUUUUGCCCUCAACCACAACCCCGAUGCCAAGGACCUCAAGCAACUGUCGCAGAAGACGGGGCUGUCGAAACGGGUACUGCAGGUGUGGUUUCAAAACGCUCGAGCGAAAUGGCGACGACAAAUGGUUUCCAAAGACCCGAAGGCGUUGUCUGUAGGCGGAGGCGAGGGGGAGGGGCAACAGGGCGAGGGGUCAGUGGGGGACUACCCUGAUACGCCCACAGUCCCGCCCUCAGCCAUGAGUCCUGAGGAAGGCAACAGCUCCCAGAUCUCCUACCAGCAGAUGUUCUGACACCUGUCUUUCUCGGAGGGUGAAGCAACACACCUGCAACACCCGACCCCCUCACAUAUGCUCCUGCCGCCCUCACUCCUCUCCCUCCAGCAAUCUCUCUCCCCACGCCCACACGCCCUGGGGGACCACGCCUCGUCAUCUACGCCUCCAGGGCACCUCUCACACGCCAUGAUGGCCUCCAGUUCUUUCUCCUUCGGCGAGGGACACCAGCACUCAGGCAUGAAGGAACACUCGUCGUCCUCCUUCUCCGUGAUGAGUGACGAAGGUGAGGACGACCAACACAUGUUCUUCGACGCCCACUCCUCACCCCCCUCCCCCGACGGCUCCUACAAGGUAAAGCAGGAGGAGGAAGACGAGUUUGAGGGAGAGGGAGGAGAGGGGGAGGGAGCGGGCUGUAAGAGUGCAAGAAGCCACACGUACCAGGAACUGUUCUAGCUGUACCACGCUCACACAUGGUCACUCAAGGUGUCAGCACUGAGCGUAUUACUGUGGAAGAUAAACAAUGCUUGUGUAUUCUGAACACUGAUUAUUGUGAUUAAUGGAGUUCAAAUGAUCUUAAUGAUUUAACUGUGAAACCAUAAAUAACAUGGAGUGAUUAUGACGUUAGGUGGGCAGGUGUGCGUAAUUAACCUUCAUGUUCCCAACACUGACUUGCGUCAUGCAUUAUAUAUAUAUAAAUUUCUUUAUAUUGCCAGUCUAUUUAUUGCUAUGAUAAUGACACAUGAGUGUAGCACUUUAUUGUCACGCCCGCCCGACCUGGCGGGGAUUCCAGCGUUUCCAUACCUUAGUAUUUAAUACGACCAGCGUCAACACGCUCCGUCACGCUAAACACUUGUGUCUCUCCUAAGUUCUUCAAAGAAGAUCUUCUCAAGCCAAAACUAUGACGAAAUUAGUGAAUCUUUCUACAGUGAGGAUGUGAGUUUAGCAGCUGUGAGUGAUACCUGCUGGAGAGGUCUGUUGGGGAGCCCAUCCUUUCCAACAUCAUCUUUUAAGGCGGGUCGCCCUAACUUACAGCCGACUGCUAGGUGUGUUCACCAAGCAGGCUGCCUCUGCUCUGUUAGGUGCACUGUCCUAGUUUUUAAAGGACCACUGCUGCUGUGUUCGCUGUUCAGAGAACCAGUGGCUGUGGAGGACAGAGUUCUUUACAGCAGAGUGAGAGAGAGACUUCGUCAUGGACGGGGCCUCGGAAUGUCUAAUGGAGGCGGAUGAUGACAGCGUUCUGCCAGGUGUUGCCAAGACAGACAGACACACCGACCCGCAGUGACUCGUAGCGCUAAACUGUCUCUGUGUGUGUGUGUGUGUGUCGCCCAGUUGAUUGCUGGCUGGUGUUAUUCAUCACUUGAGUGGUGAGACAGUCACUCAAUCCAGUAGUGAGUAACACAUUCGUCACUCACCUGGGCGAGGUACACUGCUCAAUCCUCAUUCAUGUUGGAUGUGUAUCUGAUGAUUGAAUGUGUAGGUGUACAGUAUAUUAUAUAUAUAUAUGAACAUAUAUAUUUGUGACCAUAUAAGUCGCCUUUUUGUGGCACUGACAACUGGUUUAUAUCAUCACAAAUUACUAUUAUUAUUAUUAUUAUUAUUACUACAGUGUCUCAAAAAAUGUAUCCACACUACCUUACUUAUCUCACGUGAUCGCUCCCCCCAAAAUACGUGACUAGAAUGCUUUUGUCCGUUGAGGUAAAUUACUACAAUAAGCUAAUUACAGGUGAACAAUAGCGACGCUUAAAGCUGUAAUCUUUAAGCCUGUGUGUAUACAAAUUUUUGAGACACCCUGUAGUAUUAAUAAUAAUAAUAAUAAUAAUAAUAAUAAUAAUAAUAAUAAUAAUAAUUAACGUAGUAUUAUAUUCAACGCCCAGCAUGAUCAAUACCUCUACAGUGCUUUUGUUCCUUGAAGUCAAUUAAUUCAAUCAAAUUAAUUAACACCUGAAUAAUAACGGUAAUUAAGGUGAUAAAAAUUUUAUCCAAAUAAUGUGUUUAAUUAGAUAUUGAAAUUAAGUGUUUUAGCUGAUGUGGGUUAUGUUAAAAGAGUGAUGUGGUGUGAACCGGUUUUAAGCGUCACAAAAACACGACCUUGAUUUUCUCGGCUUGUAUGUUGAUCUUGUGUACUGUUAGUGACCUUGGUUAUCCGGACGCAAGAGCUCUGGUGUCCAAACUCAAGAGCUCGGUUAUCUGGACUCGUGACCUCGGUUAUCCGGACUCAAGAAAUCUGGUGUCUGGACUCAAGAGCUCAGUUACCCGGACUCAUCAUCAUCAUCCAUGGCAGAGUACUUCAUCUAUGUAAACAUUUGGUUGGUGGCCCCCUGAUUCCCAUGAUCUUUAAUACAAAUUGAUUUUUUCAAUAUAUAUGAACUAAGUUUUCUCUAAGUAUCUAAUAAAAAAAUAAAUAUUCCUAUUUUUCUAAUCUUACAACUUUAACCAUAAUUUUAUAUUGUUCUAUUUAUUGAUUUUUGGUUUAUGAUCAAAUUUUUUUAUGAUGAUUUUUGGGUUAAUUAUUUCGA
This is a messenger RNA of Homarus americanus (American lobster), 3849 nucleotides long. RefSeq names its product LIM/homeobox protein Lhx9-like. The record is from RefSeq and is a predicted model, not a curated record. Gene Ontology annotation, molecular function: DNA-binding transcription factor activity, RNA polymerase II-specific; RNA polymerase II transcription regulatory region sequence-specific DNA binding. NCBI's taxonomy places the organism in Eukaryota, Metazoa, Arthropoda, Malacostraca, Decapoda, Nephropidae. Bases 53 to 1351 code for a protein of 432 amino acids. Gene Ontology annotation, biological process: neuron differentiation; regulation of transcription by RNA polymerase II. Gene Ontology annotation, cellular component: nucleus. The transcript has 6 exons.